Messenger RNA from Triplophysa rosa, 3242 nucleotides. Its product is annotated as B-cell receptor CD22-like. The record is from RefSeq and is a predicted model, not a curated record. Gene Ontology annotation, molecular function: transmembrane signaling receptor activity. Gene Ontology annotation, biological process: cell surface receptor signaling pathway. The transcript has 13 exons. The annotation marks the transcript as partial. Lineage: Eukaryota; Metazoa; Chordata; Actinopteri; Cypriniformes; Nemacheilidae.
AUUGUUUGUCAUUAUACAGAAAAACCAAAAGCUCAAUCGUCUGUACGGCCUGAUGAACAUGUAUUCAGAGGAGAAACUGUCACUCUCACAUGUGUCAUCAAUGGAGGAGGAGUCACUAGCUGGCAGUACAGAUGGAAUAAAGAUUCAGUCAUACAGCAGAAUAAACAACAGAAAUACACAAUCAGUUCUGUUGUUGAGUCUGACGCAGGUAAAUACACCUGUAGAGGAACAGAGAUCAGAGGAUCAUCAGACACCAGUGAUGCAGUUACACUGACAGUAUCAGAUAAACCCAAACCAUCUCUGACUGUUCAGCCUCAGAGUUCUGUGUUCACUGGAGACAAAAUUACUCUGAUCUGUGAUGUGAAUCAGUCCUCUGGAUGGGUGUUUAUCUUUCUCACACCCUCACGCCAGGAAUACACUGAACCUUCAGGAACUAAAACAAUCAGUUCUGUGCGAGUCUCUGAUGGAGGAAAGUACUGGUGCAGAGCCAGAAGAGGAGAAAAUCCCCCGUAUGACACAUAUUACAGUAACUCAGUAACACUGACAGUAGAAGAAAGACCAAAAGCUCAAGUGUCUGUACGACCUGAUGAACAUGUAUUCAGAGGAGAAACUGUCACUCUCACAUGUGUCAUCAAUGGAGGAGGAGUCACUAGCUGGCAGUACAGAUGGUAUAAAGAUUCAAUCUAUUACACUUACAGUUAUCAACAGAAAUACACAAUCAGUUCUGUUGUUGAGUCUGACGCAGGUAAAUACACCUGUAGAGGAACAGAGAUCAGAGGAUCAUCAGACAUCAGUGAUGAGGUUACACUGACAGUAUCAGAUUUUCUCAAACCAACUCUGACCAUUCGGCCACAGUCUGUGUUCACUGGAGACACAUUAACUCUGAUCUGUGAUGUGAAUCAGUCCUCUGGAUGGGAGUUUGUCUUCAGCAAACCUCCAAACUCUGGAUACUAUGAACCUUCAGGAACUAAAACAAUCAGUUAUGUGCGAGUCUCUGAUGGAGGAGAAUACAAGUGCAGAGCCAGAAGAGGAAACUAUGACACAUAUUACAGUAAUACAAUAACAGUGACAAUAGAGAAAAGACCAAAAGCUCAAGUGUCUGUACGGCCUGAUGAACAUGUAUUCAGUGGAGAAACUGUCACUCUCACAUGUGUCAUCAAUGGAAAAACAUCAGUCAAUAACUGGCAGUACAGAUGGUAUAAAGAUUCAAUCUAUUACACUUACAGUUAUCAACAGAAAUACACAAUCAGUUCUGUUAGUGAGUCUGACGCAGGUAAAUACACCUGUGAAGGAACAGAGAUCAGAGGAUCAUCAGACACCAGUGAUGAAGUUACACUGACAGUAUCAGAUAAACCCAAACCAUCUCUGACUGUUCAGCCUCAGAGUUCUGUGUUCACUGGAGACUCAGUUACUCUGACCUGUGAUGUGAAUCAGUCCACUGGAUGGGAGUUUCUCUUUAUCACACCUUCAAACCGUGAAAACUAUGAAGAUUCAAAAACUAAAACAAUCGUCUCUGUGGGACUCGGUCAUGGAGGAGAGCACAAGUGCAGAGCCAGAAGAGGAAACUAUGACUCACAUGACAGUGACCCAAGAACAGUGACAGUAGAGAAAAGACCAAAAGCUCAAGUGUCUGUACGGCCUGAUGAACAUGUAUUCAGAGGAGAAACUGUCACUCUCACAUGUGUCAUCAAUGGAGGAGGAGUCACUAGCUGGCAGUACAGAUGGAAUAAAGAUUCAGUCAUACAGCAGAAUAAACAACAGAAAUACACAAUCAGUUCUGUUGUUGAGUCUGACGCAGGUAAAUACACCUGUAGAGGAACAGAGAUCAGAGGAUCAUCAGACACCAGUGAUGCAGUUACACUGACAGUAUCAGAUAAACCCAAACCAUCUCUGACUGUUCAGCCUCAGAGUUCUGUGUUCACUGGAGACUCAGUUACUCUGACCUGUGAUGUGAAUCAGUCCACUGGAUGGGAGUUUAUCUUUCUCACACCCUCACAGCAUAGAAACUAUGACGCUUCAGGAACUAAAACAAUCACAGUCUCUACUGGAGGACAGUACCGGUGCAGAGCCAGAAGAGGAAACUAUGAAUCACAUGACAGUGACCCCAUAACAGUGACAGUAGAGAAAAGACCAAAAGCUCAAGUGUCUGUACGGCCUGAUGAACAUGUAUUCAGAGGAGAAACUGUCACUCUCACAUGUGUCAUCAAUGGAGGAGGAGUCACUAGCUGGCAGUACAGAUGGAAUAAAGAUUCAGUCAUACAGCAGAAUAAACAACAGAAAUACACAAUCAGUUCUGUUGUUGAGUCUGACGCAGGUAAAUACACCUGUAGAGGAACAGAGAUCAGAGGAUCAUCAGACACCAGUGAUGCAGUUACACUGACAGUAUCAGGAUCAAAACCAAAAGCUGAACUCAGAUCAGAUACUGAAGGAUCUGUACUGACGGGAAACACAGUGACUCUGAAGUGUCUCAUGAAUCAGUUCACUGGAUGGAAGUUUUACUGGUAUCAACACACACAGAACACUGAGAAGAAGACAACAGAUGAAAACUACUACACAAUUCACACCGUUACAGUUUCAGAUGGAGGUCUGUACUGGUGUAGAGCUGGAAGAGGGAAUCCAGUCUAUUACACAGACUACAGUGAUGUUCUGUGGAUCAAUGUUACAGGUGUUUCUUCUUCAGUGUCUCUGAUCAUCAGACCCAACAGAACUCAACACUUCUCAUCUGAAUCUCUCUCUCUGAGCUGUGAGGAUCACAGGAACUCUACUGGAUGGACAGUGAGAAGAUACACAAACACACUGGAAACUUGUCCAUCAUCAUCAGUCAGAUCUACAGGAACAGAAUCUACAUGUACAAUCACAUCUCUCAUCACAUCUGACACUGGAGUGUACUGGUGUGAGUCUGAAUCUGGACACAAACUUCAUCCUGUUAAUAUCUCAAUACACAAUGGUGAUGUGAUUCUGGACAGUCCUGUUCAUCCUGUGACUGAAGGAGAUUCUCUGACUCUACACUGUUUAUAUCGAGAUAAAAACCCAUCAAACCUCAGAGCUGAAUUCUAUAAAGAUGGAUCAGAGGUGCAGAAUCAGACUACAGGAGACAUGAUGAUCAUCUCUACAGUCUCAAAGUCACAUGAGGGUUUCUACUCCUGUCAACACCCAGAGAGAGGAGCGUCUCCAAAGAGAUGGAUCUCAGUCACAGGAUCUUUUCAGGAGAAAGGUUUCUGUUCUUAAGAUUCUCAGUUCUC